AUGACACAGGAGUACGACAACAAGCGCCCAGUGUUGGUUCUUCAGAAUGAGGCCCUUUACCCACAGCGGCGCUCCUACACCAGCGAGGACGAGGCGUGGAAGUCGUUCCUGGAAAACCCGCUCACCGCGGCCACCAAAGCCAUGAUGAGCAUCAACGGGGACGAAGACAGCGCCGCGGCGCUGGGCCUGCUGUAUGACUACUACAAGGUUCCCAGAGAGAGGAGGUCUUCCACGGCGAAGCCCGAGCCAGAGCACACAGAGCAAGAUCACAGCAAGAGGAACAGCAUGCCCAGCGUGGCUGAGCAGUCCCUACUUCCCGCCGGCGAGAGCAGGGUGCAGGUGCUAAAGAACGUGCCCUUCAACAUCGUCCUGCCCCACGGCAGCCAGCUGACUGGCGACAAGCGAGGCCACCUCGCCGCUCCUGACACCACAGUCACCGUCUCCAUUGCAACGAUGCCCACCCACUCGAUCAAGACGGAGAUCCAGCCACACGGCUUUGCUGUGGGCAUUCCCCCAGCCGUGUACCACCCCGAGCCCACAGAGCGUGUGGUGGUUUUUGACCGCAACCUUAACUCAGACCAGUUUAGCUCUGCAGCCCAGCCCCCGAAUGCACAACGGCGCACCCCAGACUCCACCUUCUCGGAGCCCUUCAAGGAGGGUGUGCAGGAGGUGUUCUUCCCCUCGGAGCUCAGCCUGCGGAUGCCCGGCGUGAAUUCAGAGGACUAUGUUUUUGACAGUGUGGCUGGGAACAACUUUGAGUAUACCCUGGAGGCCUCCAAGUCCCUGAGGCAGAAGCCGGGGGACAGCACCAUGACGUACCUCAACAAAGGCCAGUUCUACCCCAUCACCCUGAAGGAGGUGAGCAGCAGCGACGGCAUCCAGCACCCCAUCAACAAAGUCCGGAGCGUGAUCAUGGUUGUGUUUGCCGAGGACAAGAGCAGAGAGGAGCAGCUAAGGCACUGGAAGUACUGGCACUCGCGGCAGCACACGGCCAAGCAGAGGUGCAUCGACAUUGCUGACUACAAAGAAAGCUUCAACACCAUCAGUAACAUUGAGGAGAUCGCCUACAACGCCAUCUCCUUCACAUGGGACAUCAAUGAUGAGGCCAAGGUGUUCAUCUCCGUGAACUGCCUCAGCACCGACUUCUCCUCGCAGAAGGGCGUGAAGGGCUUGCCGCUCAACCUCCAGAUCGACACCUACAGCUACAACAACCGCAGCAACAAGCCCGUACACCGCGCUUACUGCCAGAUCAAAGUCUUCUGUGACAAGGGAGCUGAGCGAAAAAUCAGGGAUGAAGAACGGAAGCAGAGCAAAAGAAAAGUCGCAGACGUGAAGGGACCACUGCUGCCCUCGCACAAGCGGACAGACAGCACAGUGUUCAAGCCUUUCCUGGACCUCGACACACAACCCGUACUCUUCAUCCCUGACGUGCACUUCACCAGCCUGCAGCGGGGCACACACGUGCUUCCUAUGGGCCCAGAAGAGCUGGAGGCUGAAGGCUCUGCCUUGAAGAGGGGACCGUAUGGCGCCGAAGAUGACUUUGGUGUCCCACCUUCUGCCAAACUGACCCGAGUAGAAGAGCCCAAGAGAGUCCUGCUGUAUGUCCGGAAGGAGUCAGAAGAAGUCUUCGAUGCACUCAUGCUCAAGACCCCGUCUCUGAAGGGACUGAUGGAGGCUAUCUCAGACAAGUACGACAUCCCAUAUGACAAGAUCGGGAAAAUCUUCAAGAAGUGCAAGAAGGGCAUCCUGGUGAACAUGGACGACAACAUCGUGAAGCACUACUCCAACGAAGACACCUUCCAGCUGCAGAUGGAGGAAACCAGUGGCUCCUAUAAGCUCACGCUGACCGAGAUCUGAGCCGCGGGCCUACAGCAGGA
Ochotona curzoniae (black-lipped pika) is the source of this 1877-nucleotide messenger RNA. It is a transcript of the gene GRHL1, whose product is annotated as grainyhead like transcription factor 1. The record is from RefSeq and is a predicted model, not a curated record. Gene Ontology annotation, molecular function: DNA-binding transcription activator activity, RNA polymerase II-specific; RNA polymerase II cis-regulatory region sequence-specific DNA binding. The coding region runs from base 1 to 1857 and encodes 618 amino acids. Lineage: Eukaryota; Metazoa; Chordata; Mammalia; Lagomorpha; Ochotonidae. The transcript is spliced from 16 exons. Gene Ontology annotation, cellular component: nucleus. Gene Ontology annotation, biological process: regulation of transcription by RNA polymerase II.